This is a messenger RNA of Chanos chanos (milkfish), 2046 nucleotides long. Its product is annotated as aldehyde dehydrogenase, mitochondrial. Gene Ontology annotation, molecular function: oxidoreductase activity, acting on the aldehyde or oxo group of donors, NAD or NADP as acceptor. The record is from RefSeq and is a predicted model, not a curated record. The transcript is spliced from 13 exons. The coding region runs from base 63 to 1619 and encodes 518 amino acids. Lineage: Eukaryota; Metazoa; Chordata; Actinopteri; Gonorynchiformes; Chanidae.
UCCUCCUCGGCCUCGCGCAGUCUGACUCGAGUUGACAAGCACUUGUUGCACAGCUAACAGCCAUGCUCCGCACGGUCCUGGCCCGAUCUUUCCCACAGAUCUCUCGGAUCUCAGCCUGUCAGUACUCCGCCGCAGCCAUCCCUGCACCAAACGCCCAACCUGACGUGCAUUUUAACAAGCUCUUCAUCAAUAAUGAAUGGCAGGACGCCGUGAGCAGGAAAACUUUCCCCACCAUCAACCCUGCCACGGGAGAGGUCAUCUGCCAGGUGGCGGAGGGCGACAAGGCUGAUGUGGACAAGGCGGUGAAGGCGGCCAAGGAUGCCUUCCGGUUGGGGUCGCCGUGGCGACGGAUGGACGCAUCUCACCGUGGACUACUCCUGAGUCGUCUGGCGGACUGUGUGGAGAGAGAUGCGGCGUACCUUGCGGAACUGGAGACGCUUGACAAUGGGAAGCCGUAUGCUGUUGCGUACACUGCUGAUGUUCCAAUGGUAGUCAAAGUGCUCAGGUACUACGCCGGCUGGGCGGAUAAGUGGGAGGGAAAGACGAUUCCCAUUGAUGGAGAUUAUUUCUGCUACACCCGACAUGAGCCCGUGGGCGUGUGUGGUCAGAUCAUCCCUUGGAACUUUCCUCUCUUAAUGCAGGCGUGGAAGUUGGGUCCAGCCUUGGCCACGGGGAACACAGUGGUCAUGAAAGUAGCAGAACAGACCCCUCUGACCGCACUGUAUGUCGCCAAUCUCAUCAAGGAGGUUGGGUUUCCUCCUGGUGUGGUGAAUAUAAUUCCUGGUAUGGGCCCCACUGCUGGAGCUGCCAUCGCAUCGCACAUGGACGUGGACAAAGUGGCUUUCACCGGCUCUACUGAGGUCGGUCGUUUAAUCCAGCAGGCCGCUGGCAGCAGUAAUCUGAAGAAAGUGACUCUGGAGCUGGGAGGAAAGAGCCCAAACAUCGUUCUGUCCGACGCCAACAUGGAGGAGGCAGUGGAGCAGUCCCACUUUGCCAUCUUCUUUAACCAGGGUCAGUGCUGCUGUGCCGGUUCACGUACCUUCGUGGAGGACAGGAUCUAUGACGAGUUUGUGGAGCGCAGCGUGGAGAGAGCCAAGAGGAGGGUGGUGGGAGAUCCCUUCAACCUCAAAACCGAACAGGGUCCUCAGGUGGAUGAGGAUCAGUUCCAGAAGGUUCUGGGCUAUAUCAGCAGUGGAAAGCGUGAGGGGGCAAAGCUCUUGUAUGGAGGGGGUGUGGCUGCAGACCGUGGAUACUUCAUCCAGCCCACUGUUUUCGGAGACGUCCAAGACAGCAUGACUAUCGCCCGUGAGGAGAUCUUUGGGCCUGUGAUGCAGAUCAUGAGGUUUAAGUCUUUGGAGGAGGUGCUGGAGAGAGCCAAUGACUCUCAGUACGGCCUGGCCGCCGCCGUCUUCACCAAAGACAUCGAUAAAGCUCAUUACGUCUCCAGCGGCCUGCGUGCCGGGACUGUGUGGAUUAACUGCUAUAACGUGUUUGGGACCCAGGCGCCUUUCGGGGGGUACAAGGCGUCGGGAGUCGGGCGUGAGCUGGGAGAAUACGGCCUGGAGAAUUACACCGAAGUCAAAACGGUGACCAUCAAGGUCCCCCAGAAAAAUUCGUAAACUGUGGCCCCCACUGAAGAACGGUUAACAUCGCUCAGGUCAAAGGUCCCGACAUGCCUCGACCCGCGUGACCUUCACUGCUAUGUGGAACUGCUACAGACACGUGACCUGCGCUCUGUUUACCUGCUCUGCGCGUCCCUGUUCCCCUGACCCAUGUCCUCUGCUCAUGCUUUGAUACAUAAACUUUGUUUCUUUUGUAGUAAAGAAAGCUUGGCGAUACUGACCUCCGUAAAGUUCUGUUCUAUUUUCCCAGAGGUAAAACAAAGCCUCAUUUCAGAGACUCUCAAAUCAUUUCAUUACAUUCUGAAAUCAAACUGAUACCCUCUGUUUCCUGCCUUGCGUUCAGAUUGGAUGAAUGUACAAGCCAAUGGAGUAUUUCUCACUCUUAUGCUAGAGCUGUGUGACCCAGUAAAAGUUGCACAAACAC